AUCAUUCACAAUAAGACCAGGAGCAUGCAAUAAGGAAGUAAAUAGGGCCAAUUUUGUUUUUAUGAUGACUUAAAUUAAUAUUAGGAUGCACAGUGCCUACAUGUCAUCAGUCUAAUGAAGUGAAGGAAUGGACAGGAGAGCAAAAGCAUGUGAUAAUGACCAAAAUGCACAGAUGACACAUUAAGCAUUGAAUAAAAAUGUGUAUGCUUAUGUUUUUCAGGAGGAAGAGGGUGUUAUACAUCAUGGGAUUAUGUCAGACGCAAGAGGCACAGAUAAAACAUCCAAAGAGGAAGGAAGGCAAGUGUUAUUCUAUUAUCUAUUAUUAUAUACUAGCACAGAUGUUGGGGAUUUUUAGAUCAGAAAUACAGUAAGUAGAGGCAUUGACUUAUUUAUUUAGAGAACCACCUCUAGGCUUUCUUAAAGAGAAAAUACUGCAGUGCACCACUUACUGUCAACCAAAUCUAAAUCUGUACUGUAUGACACAUAGCAGAGGAGAAAACAGGGCAGAAGUGUGUGCACAUCACAUGCUUGUUAUCUGCAGGAUUUACUGUAUCUGUCUUGGUUACAAAACAGCACUCACAGUAAUUACCUUUUGAGAGAGAGAAUUGGAAGGAAGUCGGGGAGCUAGAUAGAGUGAGAGGAAUGGUGGUGGGGGUGGAGGUGGGGGGGGCGUGGGGGCUGGAUGGGAGGAGAGAGUUAUUGGAUGAGUGAGAGAGAGAGUGAAGCAGGCAGAAGGAAGUUAACGAGAAUAAAAAAGAGGGCAUAGCUGUAGACAGCGAUGCAAGAUGACUGCUCUCGCAUUGGCUUGGCUGGCACUGCAUGUUGACAUGAUAUCUGGCCAGUGGCAGCAGUAUCUCACAGGGGAUCGAAGGAGGAGAGGCUACUUUUCCUCUGGCUGCUUGCUUACAACCGAGCCUCUUGUCAUGGCAGUAUGCCAGUCAUGAACAGAUCAGGCUUAUUGAGUAAAGCAGGUUUGAGGAGGCUGUUUUCAUCAGAUGAAGUGUGGAGUUUAGGAAGUAAGAGGAACCAAGCAGAACUCAUACCAGCUGAGCAGCACAUUCUACAAAUCUCAGAAUCGAAUCACCUUACAGCCAGUUGCUCUCACAGGUACAGCCGGCAGAACCAAGCUCCUAUUCGCCUUAUAAGUCCAGAGAGAACAGCCAAGACGGACAGUGGGAACACUCCAUGCCAGCAAGACUCUGUGAAGACUUUGAAAUCAGGAUCUAAAAGUGAUGAACUAGAGACUCAUAAGAAGGUACAAGGGUUUUAUGAGGACGUCUGCACACCCAAGAGUAAUGAAGCCUGCAAUGGAGAAAUACUACAACACCCAGCUGAAGGACCCCUGAAGCCACUAUUAAAUGUACAACAAUUAACACUCAGCCAUGAGUUUGAUCCAGAUUCAGAAAAGACCCCUAUAGAGUCUAAUUUGUCAUCUGACACAAAAGAGGAUCUGCUAUUUGACUCCAAGAGUGGCCGUUUUAAACCCAAAGAGCAAGAGAAUGUAAAGAAGGCAAGUGUAGUUCAUGGCAGUCCCAAACCAGAAAUCACCCCUCUUAAUGUGCAGAACAAUCAGAGAUUGCAAAAUAUGCUCUCUUUGAACAACAACUUCUGUGACAAGAAUGCUCGGGGGGCAUGGAAAUCAUCGAUUUCAUACCCUAAAACUGAUCAAAUUUGUAUAGACCAUGAGUUUCCUGAACAAAAAACUCAGACAAGUUUAAAUGAGACCGUCACAGACAAUCCGCUUAUUGAAAGCUUGAUUCUGGAAGCAGUAAGUGCUGAUUUAAGACAGACUCAGGAUAGUCUGUCUUGUGAUGGCAGUCUGUCUGAGACAGAUGAAAAGUCAGAGGCAAUUUCGUUUCACAGUGAGGCACUCGCUUGGUCUGAAGAAGAGCGAGACUGUCUCAAUGAGGAGAAGUCUGAAGCAAGCACUUGCUCUUUAGUCUUCGCAGAAAAGUUCACUGUGGUUCCAGACAAUUUUCAGCAUCAGCUUUAUUUGAACAAUAAACCUGCUGAAGGAUGCAAUACCUCGCCAUAUUAUGAAAGGCAAACUACUGUAGAGUCUACCCUCUCAGAGAUUCUCUCUCCUGUAGAUGAGGUCUUGUCAUACAGUAGUGCAGAACUUCCUCCUUCGGUUAAAGGAGGGGCCGGAUCAGGACUAGACAGCUUCAGUUAUCCUCCUCCCCCUCCUGCCUUUGAGAUAAUUACAUGGACCAGUGAGGAGGAACAGCCAGCUCCACCUGAUUGUGUGGAAGAUCUCUCCAUUAACAGCGAGAACAUCCCACCUCUCCCCGUGGACCUAUCUCAGAGGAGAAGAGAGUCUCAAAGUCUAGCCUCUAAUAGUCUUAGGCCAAAGAAAGAAAACAAUGAUGACACUAAUGGAGAUUGUUGUAAAACCCUCCCCCUAACUCCGAGCAUAUAUGAGGACAUGGAAAGCCAUUGCUCACUUCCUGAAGAUAGAAAUGAAAUCUCGGAUACUUUGUCCUCCUUUCAGUUUGGAGACAGAGUUCUUGUGUGUAAUUCCAGACCUGGUGUGCUGAAAUAUAAAGGGCUCACUGCAUUUGCAGAUGGCUUUUGGGCAGGUGUGGCAUUGGACACUCCUAACGGAAACCAUAAUGGAACCUUCAGAGGUGUGAAGUAUUUUUGCUGUGAUAAGAGCCAUGGUGUGCUGGUCAGAGCCGAUGACAUCUCUCACAUACACAGAGAACAUGGUAUAAAGACUGGGGUGGAUGAAGAUCCCUUCUCAGAUGAGGAGCCACCUAGCGCACAGAAAGACAGGCAACAGAAAGACACAUCAUCAACAGGUGGACAAGGCGGACAUAAAAAUUUUCAGUGUCCACCAAGAGAUGAUUCCAAAAUGCCAAAAAACUCACUUCAAAACGAACCAUAUGGAGAUAUGUUAGAUGGAGCAAGAGACCUUUCUCAUCUUUUAGAAAUGCCUUCACCAAAAAUUGGCUAUGAGCGUUCUGAUGGGGAAAACAUGGAUCAUGUGAAUGAAUCCAAUCAUUCAGUUGCUAAACUGACACAAGAGUUGGGGAAAGAUGUAGUCCACUCUACCCAGGACACCCAAAAGAUACCAAGACAAAGGAUGAAAUUAGUGCAUGAUUAUAAAUCUAUCGAUACUGACAUCAGAAAAAGUGAGGUAAGUUAUUUCAUGCCAUGUCUCUUGGAGCAAUGGCAUCCUGCCCAGCCGGUCCUGCCACCAAAGAUAAAGGUACCACCCCAUGAAGACGGUAUUGUGUACAGAUUAGUGGAUGCUACAAUGGAUAUACUAUGUGGCCAAGCAAAUGAUGAUUCUCUCGAUUCUUAUGAAACACCAAGCUAUCUAUUAGAUGAUGACAGUCGCAAACGUUAUAGGCAGGUGAUCUUUCAGUUAACAUCUGAUGUACUUCAUGAGGUUUUGGGUGAUCUUUUAAGGACAAAACAAUCUGCCCAGAAUAUAGAUGAUGAUUCUCUGAUCUCAGUUCUGCAAUCAAGGAAAAUUUCAGUCACAUUUUUGAAGGCAACAGUGAGAAAAAACAUACAGAAAAUUCUUUAUUUAGACCGAAGUGAGCAACAGAUGAAAGAGAUGCUUCAAAAAUUGUGCAAAUACUGGAAUGCCAAGAGAGACAGAGUGGACUAUAUACUGAUUCAGGAACUUCAUAAUGAGGAGAGAACAUGGCUAGACUACAGGUCUGACCAGUACACUGUGAAAAUGCAUCUGACUGAAGAGAUUUUCCGCCUUCUUUUGGAUGACACUAUAUUAGCCCUAAACCAUAUGCACGUUUGAACCUAAAAAACAAGUUUCAGAAUCUUGACAACAUUUUCAUACCUUUCAUAUCUCAUUAUUUUUGGGUGAAUCUCAAACCACUAUCAUAUUUCACCCUUUUGUCAAGAAAGAAGUGGUGCAGAAAUUACACACUUCUGUUGCAACCAAUAUUACUUCCAACAUUACUGAUCCAACAUUACUUUCAUGACCCUCCCUACCCUGCAACAUUCACAUAACGUAGUGCAAAAGAUCCCAUGCUUAGGGCUGUAAUGCAAAUAAAAGCAUUAUUUCUUACUUAAAUUGUAAAUCAUUUAUUAACC
Messenger RNA from Myxocyprinus asiaticus (Chinese sucker), 4065 nucleotides. Its product is annotated as centrosome-associated protein 350. Lineage: Eukaryota; Metazoa; Chordata; Actinopteri; Cypriniformes; Catostomidae. The record is from RefSeq and is a predicted model, not a curated record. The transcript has 8 exons. Bases 932 to 3766 code for a protein of 944 amino acids. Gene Ontology annotation, molecular function: microtubule binding. Gene Ontology annotation, biological process: microtubule anchoring. Gene Ontology annotation, cellular component: centrosome.